Molecule: messenger RNA, 2556 nt
Organism: Scomber scombrus (Atlantic mackerel)
Lineage: Eukaryota; Metazoa; Chordata; Actinopteri; Scombriformes; Scombridae
Gene: mtx3
Product: metaxin 3
Exons: 9
Coding region: 1-924 (307 amino acids)
Biological process (GO): mitochondrion organization
Cellular component (GO): SAM complex
Source: RefSeq, a predicted model, not a curated record
AUGGCGGCUGCCAUGGAGCUGAGAUGCUGGGGAGGAGACUGGGGUCUGCCUUCCGUGCACACCGACUCCCUCAUAGUUCUGGCAUACGCCACGUUUUCUGGGGCAAAACUCACAGCUUCUCCUAUCGACUGGACAUGGAAAACUCUAACAGCGACGGUCCCAGAGCUGGUUUGUGGAGACUCAGCAGUUACAGAACCAUCACAGAUUCUUAACUUCCUGAGAAAACAGAGAUUUAAUGCCGACUACGAGCUGACAGCCAGACAAGGAGCAGACACCAUGGCAUACAUUGCUCUGCUGGAAGAGAAACUACUACCAGCUCUGUUGCACACUUUCUGGGUGGAUGCAGAAAACUACGCCAACCUGACUCGGCCGUGGUUUGCGUCACGCUCGCCGUUCCCUCUUAACUUCCUCGUCCCGAGUUGUCUCGCUAAAAUCGCCCUCUCCCGUAUCCUGCUGACCAAAGGAGAGUCGCCGCUACACAGAAUCACUGAGGUGGAAGGAAAGAUCUACAGUGAUGCUAAAGAGUGCCUGAAUCUGCUCUCCUACAGACUGGGAACAGAAAACUACUUCUUUGGCAACUCGCCAACCAGUCUGGACGCCUUUGUGUUUGGUUUUGUGGCUCCUCUCCACAAAGCCAGCCUCCCCAGCAGCCCUCUGCAGAGCCACCUCAGACAGCUGGAUAACCUCACAUGCUUCUGUGACAACAUCCUCGCGGUGUAUUUCAGCUCAAGCCACCCUUGUCCUCCCCCACCUGUUCAGGAAACAAUGGAUGCCAACCUGCAGAAACUAACUCAGCUUGUAAACAAAGAGUCCAACUUGAUAGAGAAGAUGGAUGACAAUCUUCGCAGCAGCCCUCAGCACAAACCCCACCGACCAGACCCCAAACCCAGUCUGGCCAGUGAGAAGAGCUCUACACCUGCCUAACCCCUGACUUUUCAACCCUGACUCCCAGAUCCAGCCACAUAACUCCAGGAGGAACACCCUGUAGAUAAAAGGCGAAGUUCUGAAUUGGACUCAACUCGUAAAAUUGUAAUCAACUUGAGCUAUAUCUCGAAAGGAAAAUAACUUAAAAUUUAAUGGAAGUAUGCUUAAACGAUUAUAAAAAAAGAGUAUUUUAAGAUAAUGAUUGAUUUCAAAGAUGUUGGUCUGAAAGAGAAGAAAAGUGCAUGUGUACGGUUUUUAUUUUUAAAGCGCAUGUACGUGGUUACGGGUGGAAUGCUAUGAAGUGGAGCUAGAUGAGAAAGACACAGAAAGUUCAAGGGGAAGCCAAAAGAAAUGAGAAGUCCAGCAGGGAAAAUAAGGGACACCGUUUGACCUCUCAGAGCGUCCAUUUUUGUUUUUAACCUGUUACUUUCUUAAAGGGAAAUGUGUUUUCUGUUUUUCAUAUGAUCACACUAUAGCUGUACUGCGUCAUGAGGAAAUUAGAAUUACCGAGUUAAGGAGACAUUGGUCACAAAGUAGAACCAUGUUGGACUAAAACACCUUAUGGCAAGAUUGAUUUAGCUCACUUACGUUACACUACUUUAUAAAUAUGUCAAUGCAGCAAGGAUUGUAAAUCCUUCUGAGCAUAUUUCCUUCCUAAAAUCCACUGUAAAAAUGUUCUGUAAAUUCAAAUAACAUUUAAUUUAGUGCAAUGUAUAGAAUAUAUGCAGUCAUGAUUAGAGGAAUAACUAGUUACUCAUUUUGCUUUCCGUCAUCUGCUUUGUACAGCUUGUAUAGUUGUAAAUAGUUUCAUGAUUACUUCAGUUUAACAAAUCAAUGCAAUUUACUUGUUUCCUCUAAUAGGGCUCAUUAGCUUGUUCACAAUCUUUACUAGCUACUCUGAGGUAAUGGAAGGGCCUUACGCACUGUAUUAACUUAUUCACGCAAAAUAUUUGGGACUAAUGUGUGUUUGUGUGUGUUCCCUCAGAAAACCAGUGUGUCUUUCAAUCGUGUUCUCUUUGUUGUGCAAGAAAUUUUGUGUCAUUAACAAUCCACUCACUUCUGUUGUUGCCUUUUUUUUCACGACUCAGAUAUUUUUGUAAAACAUUAAUUUUGUGUUGAUUUUCAUUGUUUGCUGUGCGUACAGUAUUUAAGGGUCACCUUAUUUAACCUGAAGUGUCUGUUUCAUGCAGCAAUGUGUUAUUAUUUGCCUUUUGUGUUUUAUUUGUAUAUUAUUAUUAUUACUUUUAAGGCACUUUUCAUUUUCUGUCAUGUUCCUUAAUAUCCUCACAGCUUAUACAUUACUGAUUAUUAAUAACACUGUGUCCAUGUGAUUGUUUUCAUGGUCUCGUGGUCAGCAUCUCAGUCUGAAAAUACUACUAAGAAACUCUUGCAAGUCCCCCAAGAAAAAUCACCUCAUGGAUACAUUCCUUUCAAAGCCCCAUAUUUUGAAACCAGAGCAAUCAUUUGAGCGUUUGUGCUGCCAGUUACUGCAUGUUGUUGGACAACAGAUAGGCUUGUGAGGACCAUAUGGGUGCAGUGUGCCUUCAUGACUCCUGGUGUCUUUGUACAGUCAACAAAAUGCUGACAGUGUCCUUCAUAAUUUUGAAAUGUUGUCAUAAAUUGUCUUUGACA